CGACUAGGCCUAUAAGUAUCCCGCCCUGAUCGCCUCAUCAUUCCCACACACGUACAACGCUCUCGAUCGCCCCUCUCCUCAAGCGGCUAGCGUGCAUCAUGGCGCGCUUCCUCGUCCUCGCCUUCCUCGCAGCCAGCUUAGUCGCGGCUGGAUGGCCGCUGGGCCAGGCGGCGCCGGCGAAGUCGACGGCCGAGGUGUUCUGGCGCGCCGCGCUGCCGGACUCGCCCUUGCCGGACGCCAUCCUUCGCCUCCUCCGCCCUGCACCUGCUGCUGAGAGCGGCUUCGUGAGCAGAGGAGCCGAGGACGAGGAGGCGACCAACAAGCCCCCCUUCAACUACCAAGACUACAAGCGCCCCUCCGGCAAUGGCGCCGCCUCCCUCGCAGGCGACUCGCCGUUCGGCUACAAGUACCAAGCGUUAUCGUCGUCGGGCAAACGCGCUGCCGCUGUCGGAGCAGCGCGGGAUUUCGACUACGACGACUACAGCGCCUCGGAGGAGGAGAAACGCGCCGGGACCGGCAAGCAAAUGGCGCCUUCCGGGUACGACUACAAGAAGGCAGCCGGAGAGCGCCGCCGCAGGGCCGCCGCUCCGCCGCCGUCGCCGUUCAUGUACGCCUACAAAACGACGAGUGCCACCGCCGGCAAUGGCAAGCCUAAGCCGCCUAAGCCCGCGCCCUCGCCCUUCAUGUACGCCUACGUCAAGAAGAAGGCGUCAACCGCGACGGGUGCCAACGGCAAGACGACGACGGUGUUCUUCCACGAGGAGGCGGUGCGCGUCGGCGAGAGGCUCCGCUUCCACUUCCCGCCGGCUUCCCCGGCCCCACUCGGCCUCCUCCCGCGCCACGUGGCCGACUCCAUCCCCUUCAGUCCCGGCUCCCUCCCGGCUGCCCUGGCCACGCUCGGCGUCGCCCCGGACUCCGCCAUGGCACGCCGCAUGGAAGCGACCCUCAGCACCUGCGACGACGAAGCCUCGCCCGCCAUCACGGGCGAGUCCAAGUUCUGCGCGGCUUCCCUGGAAGCCCUUGUGGAAGGCGCCAUGGCGUCGCUGGGCACCAGAGACAUCAGGCCGCUCACGUCCCGGGUGCCGCGGGCCGGCGCGCCGGCCCAGACGUACGCGGUCCGGGCCGUGCGGGCCGUGGAGGGCGGGCCGGUCUUCGUGGCCUGCCACGACGAGCCCUACCCGUACGCCGUGUACCGGUGCCACACCACGGGUCCGGCCAGGGCCUACGUCGUCGACAUGGACGGCGAGGACGGCGGGGACAAGGUGACGCUGGCCGCCGUGUGCCACACCGACACGUCGCUGUGGAACCCGGACCACGUGUCCUUCCAGCUCCUCGCCACCAAGCCCGGCGGCGCGCCCGUGUGCCACCUCAUGCCCUACGGCCACGUGCUCUGGGGCAAGGACGUCAAGCGCUCGCCGGCGUGAGGGUCCCCCGGCCGGCCGGCUUUCUCUGCAUUUCUCGCCCUGAAUUUGUGUUCGAAUCGGUGUAGUACGUACGUAGUGAUCUGCCUACGCUAUGUUAUCUUUCAUGUCAGUCUCUCUAUCGCCUGCUCUACUGCUGCACUGUAUCCCGACGCUAGUUGAUCACAUGAGCAGCGUUUGUAAUAAAAGAACAGCUUCUGCAGAGUUGUGUUAGUUUAUAUACACUGGCAAUUCGUAUUCAA
This is a messenger RNA of Brachypodium distachyon (stiff brome), 1663 nucleotides long. Its product is annotated as protein RAFTIN 1B. The record is from RefSeq and is a predicted model, not a curated record. Lineage: Eukaryota; Viridiplantae; Streptophyta; Magnoliopsida; Poales; Poaceae. Bases 99 to 1424 code for a protein of 441 amino acids. Gene Ontology annotation, biological process: pollen development. The transcript is spliced from 3 exons.